AUGUUGGAAGGUCCAAAAUUUACUGGGAUGAUAGACCUGAAUGUCAACCAUGAUAACUAUGACUUCUCCCAAAACUUCUACCGCAAGCUCAAUGAGGGCUCAAACAUGUCAGUUGACAGUUACGGCAGCCUGCAGAUGAGCAAUGGUGGUGGCUCCGUGGCCAUGUCUGUGGACAACAGUAGCGUGGGGUCCAAUGGCUCAAACACCCGCAUCCUUGGCCACCAGGGUCUGAAGCGGGUGAGGGAUUAUUCAGUGGCCGCUAGCAACAAUAACCACGGACGGGCCUCCCAGCUGAGUGAUGAUGCCCUCGCACGGGCUUUGAUGGACCCACGGUUCCCCACCGAGGGCCUCGGAAACUACGAUGAAUGGACAAUUGACCUGCGGAAGCUCAACAUGGGUCCUGCUUUCGCUCAGGGUGCUUUCGGGAAACUAUAUAAAGGCACAUACAAUGGUGAGGAUGUCGCGAUCAAGCUUUUGGAGAAGCCCGAGAAUGAUAUCGAGCGGGCCCAGCUGAUGGAGCAGCAGUUUCAGCAGGAGGUGAUGAUGCUGGCUAAUCUGAGGCAUCCAAACAUCGUCCGGUUUAUUGGUGCAUGCCGUAAACCGAUGGUUUGGUGCAUCGUUACUGAGUAUGCUAAGGGAGGUUCUGUUCGCCAGUUCUUGACCAAAAGGCAGAACCGCUCUGUGCCGCUGAAGCUGGCAGUUAAGCAGGCCUUGGAUGUUGCCCGGGGUAUGGAGUACGUGCACGGUCUGAAUCUGAUUCACAGAGACCUGAAGUCGGACAAUCUUUUAAUAGCUGCAGACAAGUCGAUUAAGAUUGCGGAUUUUGGGGUAGCUCGUAUUGAGGUGCAGACUGAGGGUAUGACGCCAGAGACAGGCACAUACCGGUGGAUGGCCCCGUAA
Molecule: messenger RNA, 900 nt
Organism: Striga hermonthica
Lineage: Eukaryota; Viridiplantae; Streptophyta; Magnoliopsida; Lamiales; Orobanchaceae
Source: the annotation of a GenBank genome assembly